AUGUCGUUGGUGCCGCCGGGCGGCGCGGACUCGCCUAGCCCGAGGCGCGCCGUCAGUCCCCUGCUGGAGUCACGUCGUCCGCACUGCACACUAGCAUGCGAUUAUUGCGCUGCGAUAUUGGAAGAUAAAUUUAGACGUAAUGCUGAUAUGCGAAACCGGGGCACGUCACCGUUAUCAGUGUCACCACGUCAGUCCCUAACGGGGGAACCCCCCUGGGCCCUGCCAGAUGACGACCGACCGGACUUUUCAGCAUUAAAAGAGAACAUUCACAGAAUUAAUAAGGACUGCGAGACAUCCACGCGACUCGACAUGUUGCUGACCCAAGUGGAACAGUAUGCUAACAAUUUGGAAGCUUUAGUCGAGGAACGGACGUCAGAUUAUCUGGAAGAGAAGAGGAAAUGCGAGGAACUGUUGUACCAGUUAUUGCCUAAAUCUGUCGCUUCACAACUUAUAAUGGGGCAGCCAGUUAUGGCUGAAACCUAUGACCAGGUGACAAUUUACUUCAGUGACAUAAUCGGCUUUACUCAACUCUCUGCCGAGUCGACGCCCCUAGAAGUUGUGGAUCUGUUGAACGAUUUGUACACCAGCUUUGAUUCUAUCAUUGAAAAUUUUGACGUUUAUAAGGUAGAAACAAUUGGUGAUGCGUACAUGGUUGUAUCUGGUCUUCCAAUGCGAAAUGGAAACCGACACGCUGCUGAAAUUGCGCGUAUGUCAUUAGCUUUGCUUCGAGCUGUGCGAUUGAAAACAGUGCCACAUCGACCGGGGGAAAGGCUGCUAUUGAGAAUUGGCAUGCAUUCUGGUCCAUGUGUUGCUGGGGUGGUAGGCUUGAAAAUGCCCCGAUACUGCCUCUUUGGAGACACUGUGAACACAGCGUCAAGAAUGGAGUCUCAUGGAGAAGCUUUAAAAAUUCAUGUCAGUCCUAAAACUAAGGAAGUACUCGAUCUAUACGAUUGCUUUGAUCUUGAAUGCCGGGGCGAAAUUAUUAUGAAGGGGAAAGGCAAAAUGACAACAUAUUGGUUAUUGGGAGAAAAAUCAGGAUCGAACGAAAACAAUACAUAUAGGCAAACCAAUCACAAUGAUAACACUGUUACAAAUAAUCCCAGCAUAACCUUUCAAGGACCAGAUUCUCCCGCAUCCCAUUCACUAACACACAGCCACAGUCCAGAAAAAAAUGGAUUGAAAGAAACUAAUAAUAAACGGACAACAGAAAUUCAAGCUGAGAGAGAUCGCAUCAAACACGAAAUAGCCACUUUUGUAGCAAAGGACCUUAUAAAUAAUAUAGAUAAUGCUGUGCGAGAAUUCAGAUUAUCUGAAGCAAAAAUAAACGCAUCAGCACCAAAUAACAAUAAACAAAUAUGUAAUGGAAAUGGGAAAGGCCUAAUUACACCUACAUAUGAUAAAGAGCUCGUCAUCAAUAAAGGUAAAGUGCGAGAUGUCGUGAAUCGAUUUAAUAACACGAUAAAUAAUGUGAACGAAAUAGUCAAGAACAUGAAAACAGAAAAUUGCAAAAAG
Molecule: messenger RNA, 1512 nt
Organism: Brenthis ino (lesser marbled fritillary)
Lineage: Eukaryota; Metazoa; Arthropoda; Insecta; Lepidoptera; Nymphalidae
Source: the annotation of a GenBank genome assembly